AUGAGUUCCUCUGAAGAAAAAUUGCCGGAAUAUCCUAAAUAUACAAUUAACAUGAAUAAAACAAAUUCUAUAAGUGCUAAAAGCAUUUCUGAUGAUUCCGAAGCACAAAUUAUUGAAAAUAAUUCAAAAGCUGAAUUGAAACGAUAUGAGAUAUAUUCUAUUCUCUCAAUCGUCUUCAUUGGAUCAAAUGUUAGUGGCUACUUCACUGUACGUGAAUUAAAACUUGAUUGA
Molecule: messenger RNA, 231 nt
Organism: Diversispora eburnea
Lineage: Eukaryota; Fungi; Glomeromycota; Glomeromycetes; Diversisporales; Diversisporaceae
Source: the annotation of a GenBank genome assembly